Oenanthe melanoleuca is the source of this 3148-nucleotide messenger RNA. Its product is annotated as aldehyde dehydrogenase family 16 member A1-like. Lineage: Eukaryota; Metazoa; Chordata; Aves; Passeriformes; Muscicapidae. Gene Ontology annotation, cellular component: membrane. Gene Ontology annotation, molecular function: oxidoreductase activity, acting on the aldehyde or oxo group of donors, NAD or NADP as acceptor; cytokine activity. The record is from RefSeq and is a predicted model, not a curated record.
UUUCCGGGGCCGCUCUAUCCCUCCAUUCUCGUCUCGGUGGUUUCCGGGGCCGCUCCGUCCAACCCCGCCCCGUCUCUGUGGCCCCUCGGCGGCCAUGGCAGCUCUGGCGGCUCUCGGGGCUCCCCCGGUCCCCAAAAUCUUCGCCACGAUGGAGGAGGGCCCGAUCCCCGGCGGGACCAACCCGGGAGAGGCGUGGCUGGAGUCCCACGGGCGCAGCCUCGGACACUUUGUGGACGGGACGUGGCUGAAGCCGCCGGGACGGGCGAGCCUGGAGUGCCAGGAGGCCAGCACAGGCCGGCCGGUGGCCGCGGUGCCAGCCGGGGACAGCUCGGACGUGGCCGUGGCUGUGGCGGCGGCCGCAGCAGCAGCCGAGGGCUGGGCGGGGCUGGGGGCGCCCCAGAGGGGGCAGCGCCUGAGCCGGCUGGCCGCUCUGGCCGCUGAGCGCCGGGGGGCGCUGGGGGCGCUGCUGGCCCUGGCCGGGGCGCGGCCGCUGUGCCGGACACUGGGACCCGACCUGGAGCUGGGGCUGCGGCUGCUGCGGGCGCCCGCGGGGGGCGCCCAGCUCGGGCCCCCCGGCCUGGAGGGCUGGACACCCCUGGGGGUGGUGGCCGUGGUGCUGGCGGGGCCCUGCUCGCUGCCGGCCCUGCUCUGGAAACUGGGGCCACUGCUGGCCAUGGGGAACACGGCGCUGGUGCUGUGCCCGCCGCCCGCGGCGCCGCCGGUGCUGCUGCUGGCGGAGCUGGGCGGGGAGGGGGCGGCGCUGCCCCCCGGGGUUCUCAACGUGCUGACGGGACCCCCGGCGCUGAGCCGCGCCCUGCGCGCCCACCCCGAGCUGGCGGCGGUCACCGUGCUCGGAGCCCCGCAGGAGGAGCUGCCGGCGCUGCUCUGGGGGUCUCCGUGCCGCGGGCCGCGCCUGGGGGCUCCCCGCGGGGGUCGCACCGUCUGCGUCGUGCUGGAAUCCGCCGACCUGGACAGCGCGGCCGCCGCCAUCGCCGCCAGCGCCGCCGCGCCCCCGGCCCUGCUGCCGGCCGGGGGCUGCCUGGUGCUCGCCCAGGACUCGGUGCUGCCGGCGCUGGAGCGGCGCCUCCGGGCCCGGCUCGAGGGGCUGCGGCUCGGGGACCCCCUGGACCCCAAAACUGAGGCGGGGCCGCUGCCCCCCGGGACCCCCGUGCCUGAGGAGCUGGUGCGGGAGGCGCGGGAGGAGGGGGCUCAGGUGUUCCAGGCGCCGCUGCCGCAGGGCGGGGGUCGUUUCUUCCCCCCCACGCUGAUCUCGGGGGUGGCCCCGACCUGGCGCUGCCUGCGGGAGCCGGCGCCGGGGCCGCUGCUGCUGCUGCUGCCCGUGCGCGGCCCGGCCGAAGCCGUGGCCGUGGCCUCGGCGCUGCCCCGAACCGCGGCCGCCGCCGUCUGGGCUCAGGACGUCACCGUGGCCUUGGACACGGCCGACAGGCUGCCCCAGGGGCUGGUGUGGCUCAACGCCCUGGACCUGCUGGACCCCAGCGGGGGCUGCGCCGGGGGGGCUGCGGACGCCGACCUGGAUGAGGCGCUGCGAGAGUUCGGGUGCCCCCCCUGGGAACAGCCCCCCAAGGUGGAUGAGCCGCUCAGCCCCCCGGUGACCGCGGAUGACCCCGCUGACCCCGAGCUGGCUCAGGCCGUGGCUGCCGCCCGCGGGGCCGCCCCACGGUGGGGGCGGCUGCCGGGGGCGUCGCGGGCCCGGUUGUUGCGGGAGGCGUCGGCGGCCCUGGCGGGGGGACACGGGACCCCCGGGGACAACGGCGACAGCGACGGGAGCGGCGACAGCGACGGGAGCGGCGACAGCGACGGGAGCCUGCAGAGGGCGCUGCUGCGCUGGGCGGCGCGCGUGGAGCGCGCGGGCGGGGCCGUGCAGGAGGUGCCCGAGGGCCGGGCCCUGGUGACGCGGCGGCCGCUCGGGGUGCUAGGCGUGGCCUGGGGCUGGCCCCGCCCCCUGGCGCCGCGGCUCCUCCUCCCGGCGCUCGCGCUCGGCAACUGCGUGGUGGUGGUGGCGCCCCCUGGCGGCGGCGGGCCCGCAGAGCGGCUGCGGAAGGCUCUGGUGGCCGCGGGGCUCCCGGGGGGCGCCCUGACGGUGCUCUCCGGGAAUCCCCGGGGAUCCGCACGUCACCUGGCGCGACAGCAGCCGGACGGGCUCUGGAUCUGCGGGGGGGCCGCGGUGCCGCUCCUGCUCCUCCUGGCCGCGCCCACCCCCAGCAGCUGCUGCUCCUUCGGCUUUAACCCCGUCAGCAGCACCUUCAGCGCCCACCUCAACAACCUGAACCCCUGGCUGCUCCUCGACUACCCCGUGGCGAUGCCCAGCAACCUGGAGCAGGACAGUGGCUGCUCUGAUCUCUGGGGGCUGCACUUCGGGGCGCUGGCUCUGCAGCGAAUGUUGGCGGUGGCAGGGAGGGAUUUGGCCCCCCUGCUCAGGAACCUCCUUGCCCAGCUCCACUUCCUGGCCGACUGUCACAUCCAGGACCCCCAGGGCUGUGUCCGGCUGGAGACGGUGAAUGUGUCGCAGCUGCUGGAGACCCUGGCGCAGCACCUGGGGGGGCUGCGAGGGAGACCCCCCCACUUUCCUGGCUGCGCCCGCUUGCGCUGCCAGCCAGGUACCCCCCCAGGUACCCCCCCGGGACCCCCAGGAGACCCCCAGCACUCCCUCAGGGCAGCUGCUGACCCCCGUGUCCCCCCAGGCGUGGCGCUGACCAGUCCGGCCGUGCGGCAGGAGGGGACCCUGGGGGCCAGGCAGGGACCCCCCAGCCCCGCCGGGCACGGGCUGGUGCUGCUGGGGGGAGUUGGGGGGGCCCUGGGCCUGGCGGCGGCGGCCUGGGUGCUGUGGAGGAGACCCUGUGCCCAGGCUGGCCUGAGCCACUGGUGAGAGGCGGGGACCCCCCAGUUCCCUGCUGGAAGCCCCCGGGGGGCUCACCGGGAUCUCCCGGAGCCACGGAGAGACGAGGGGGCCUGGCCCCGCAGAGCCCAUAAAGCUGAUGUUGACACCCUGACUCUGACCCUGACCCUGCUCGGGAGGAACUGGGACAAGCCGAAGCUGGGGCUGGGGCCACUGGCGGGGCAGGAGGUAGAGCAGGGCCAGCAGCACCAGCAGCGCCACAGCCCAGGGGGACAGCGGCACCCACGGUGA